Molecule: messenger RNA, 1227 nt
Organism: Plasmodium gonderi
Lineage: Eukaryota; Apicomplexa; Aconoidasida; Haemosporida; Plasmodiidae
Product: ubiquinone biosynthesis methyltransferase
Exons: 2
Coding region: 1-1227 (408 amino acids)
Biological process (GO): ubiquinone biosynthetic process
Molecular function (GO): methyltransferase activity
Source: RefSeq, a predicted model, not a curated record
AUGAAAGGAAGAAAGUUCUGUAGUUACCUUCAUAGUUCCAGUUUUAGGAUGGAAAAGUUUGGUACCUUUUUAAGAAUAGAACUAAAAUCUCUUAGCACGCAGAGUGGUUCCUUUGGUAGCGAUAAAAGGAUAUACAACUUUGGCUUCAAAAAAGUAACGGAAGAAAUAAAAUCAAAACUUGUUUAUAACUUAUUUAGCCAUGUGUGCAACAAAUAUGAUUUAAUGAACGAUUUGAUGAGUCUACGAUUGCACCGUUGUUGGAAAAACCAACUAGUGAAAGAGCUAGAUUUAUUUUUAAAAUAUCAUAGUUACAAAGCACAAGAACAAUUUUACAAAAACGAAGAAAAUACUUUACAUGCAAAUGAAAAGAGGGAAACUAAAACGAAUAGUUCAAACAUAUUCAGUUAUUCAAAAGGAGAAAUAGAAAAUUCACAUGAAAACAAAACUGAACACUGUUCUCAUGAUUAUGAAAGUGUACGUCAAAAUGAAGCUACAAAAGAAGAGGGAAAAAAUUUCGCCAAUUUUUCCACCUCCAGAAUAUUAGAUCUUGCUGGGGGCACAGGAGAUAUUGCAUUUCGGAUAUUGGAAAAGUAUGAAUAUUAUUUGGGGAAGACUAACUACCGAGCUGAUUUCAUUAAUACUUCUAAGCCACCCUUUGUUGACACUUGCAGAACACAUUUUGAUAGUGGUGAACAAUACAUGUCAGACGAAUUUUACCAGAAGUUUUUCCCUGAAAUAAUUAUCUGUGAUGUGAAUAAAGAUAUGAUCGAGGUGGGUAAGAAACGAGCAAAAGAAAGGAAUUAUGAGAAAAACAUAACUUGGAUAAUUGAAAAUGCAGAGAAUUUAAAAUCCAUUGAAGACAAUUCAAUAGAUAUAGUUACACUAUCAUUUGGUAUACGAAAUUUUACUAACAUCCCUAAAGCUUUAAAUGAAAUAUAUCGUAUAUUAAAACCAGGUGGAAGAUUCUUAUGCUUAGAAUUUUGUAGAGUUAACUGUACCCUUUUAAAACCAUUUUACAAUAUAUAUUUAAUGAAUAUUAUUCCCCUUCUUGGGAAAAUAAUAACAAAUAGUGAAGAUUCAUAUAAGUACUUGGCUGAGAGUAUUCAAACCUUUUUAACCCCUGAUGAAUUGUCGCAGUUAAUACAUCAGAGUUCUUUCAGAAAUAUUUCCUAUUCGACGAUGACUAUGGGAAUUGUUGCUAUUCAUUCUGCAUACAAGAUUGGUUAA